This is a messenger RNA of Linnemannia hyalina, 1275 nucleotides long. NCBI's taxonomy places the organism in Eukaryota, Fungi, Mortierellomycota, Mortierellomycetes, Mortierellales, Mortierellaceae. The record is from the annotation of a GenBank genome assembly.
AUGGGCACCUUCCAUCAAGUUACCUAUGCAAAGCCCGCCUCUAAAAAGGGUGGUGCUGCCCCUGUCGAACCCAAAGCACUUCUUGGACGACCUUCCAACAACCUCAAGAUCGGAAUCCUUGGAGUCCCUAACAUUGGAAAGUCGACCUUCUUCAAUGCUUUGACAAAUUCAUCGGUCCCCGCAGAGAAUUUCCCUUUUUGCACGAUCGAUCCCUCAGAAGCCCGAGUCGUAGUCCCAGACGACCGAAUGAACUGGCUCACAGCCCACUACAAGCCCCAAAAAGUGACUCCGGCCUUCUUGACAGUCAUCGACAUUGCCGGAUUGGUCCGUGGUGCAUCCAAGGGUGAGGGAUUGGGGAACGCCUUCCUGUCUCAUGUCCGUUCAGUCGAUGCCCUGUUCCAUCUCUGUCGAGGAUUUGAGGAUCCCGGGGUCACGCAUGUGGAUGGAUCGGUGGAUGCUGUCAGGGAUCUGGAAACUAUUCAUGAUGAGUUGUUGUUGAGCGAUAUGGAUACUUUGAGCAAGGUCCAUCAGGAAUACGAGAAGGUUGCGCAACGGUUGGGAACGGGCAAGACAGGAAACGCGGUCGAGAAGAAGAAGCGGGAUGAUUUCCCGACAAUUGCGAAACUGUCGGCUUGGGUUGAAGAAGGGAAAGAUGUCAGGACGGGCGACUGGACCAACGAGGAGAUCGAGGUCAUCAACCAACAAUACCUCUUGACCGCAAAACCCAUGAUCUACCUUGUCAACAUCAGCGAGCAGGAUUACUUGGACUUGGCGAAGCAACCACAUCCGGUGAUCAAGAGGAUUCAGGACUGGAUUGAUAUUCACCACCCGGGAGACUUGUUGAUCCCCUUCUCGGGAUCGUUCGAGAACCAACUGUCGUUGUUUGAGGAUGCGCCCGAGGAGAAGGAAAUGGUGCUCGAGGAUGCGUCGAAACAAGCCGGGUGCAAGAUCACCUCCGCAUUACCCGAGAUUGUUGUCAAGGGACGAGAAGCGUUGAACUUGCAACAGUUCUUUACAGCUGGACCUGGCGAGGUUCGAUCGUGGACCACUCGUACCAACACCUUGGCCCCCCAGGCUGCUGGUGUCAUCCAUACCGAUUUUGAGCGUGGCUUUAUCAUGGCCGAGGUGAUGAAGACGGACGAUUUGAAGGAACUGGGGUCCGAGGCAGAAGUCAAGGCUGCGGGCAAGUACUACUCCAAGGGCAAGGAUUACCAGGUCGAGGAUGGUGAUGUGAUCUUUUUCAAGUUCAACGUUACUAAUAGCAAGAAGAAGUAA